CCCCGCCCGCCCCCUUUCGCAGCGCAGAGAGCCGGCCGCGCGCGCACUGCUCCGCCGCGCCAGCAUGUCAGCGCUGAGCUCCGCCCGCCGCCUGCUCCUGCUGCGCCCGCCGCAGCUCGCCUGCCCGCGGGCCGCCCGGAGCCGGGGCUGCAGCAGCGCCAGCCCGCGGAACCCGCUGGUCUACCUGGACGUGGGAGCCGACAACCAGCCCCUGGGGCGCGUCGUGCUGGAGCUGAAAGCUGAUGUGGUUCCAAAGACAGCUGAAAAUUUCAGAGCUCUUUGUACCGGUGAAAAGGGUUUUGGGUAUAAAGGCUCCACCUUUCACAGAGUGAUUCCUUUAUUUAUGUGCCAGGCUGGGGACUUUACCAACCACAAUGGCACAGGAGGAAAAUCUAUUUACGGCAGUCGAUUUCCAGAUGAAAAUUUCAUACUUAAGCAUGUUGGACCCGGUAUACUCUCAAUGGCCAAUGCAGGACCCAAUACAAAUGGGUCUCAAUUCUUCAUUUGCACGGCCAAAACUGACUGGCUAGAUGGAAAACAUGUUGUGUUUGGCCAUGUAAAGGAAGGAAUGGAAGUUGUGAAAAAAAUCGAAAGCUUUGGUUCCAAGAAUGGAAAGACAUCAAAAAAGAUUGUCAUUACUGACUGUGGUCAGCUGUCGUAACCCACUGCCUGUAACUCAGGAGAACUUAGAUGCUGUGAAAAAGAAAAAUGAGGAAGAAGCAAAUCUGAUUUCACUUUUAGGGUUGUUAAUUGCUGAUGUGAAAAUAUAUUUAUUUCCGUUAAAGAUAAUUCAUUGAUACUAUGAUCAGGGACAAUAGAAAUGUGAGGAACUCUAGUUAAAAAUCCAUUCAUCUUAUUGUGGGUAGGGUCUAGAGAAUUCACAUUUUUCUGUCAACUUGGCCCUACUUUUACAUUGUUGUAUAGUAUUAUUUACUAAGAACAAUGAGGACUUUCUUAAACUAUGUAUUAAUGUGUUAAACUAAACUACCAAAAUAGAGGCUGUCAGGCCAAGUUUGGUAGAGAACCCCAUAGUAUCCUGCACGCUGAAGUGCAGUCAUUCAACACUGUAUUUGGCAGCAAUAUGAAUAUUAAUUUUGUCAUGUGUUACGAGGAACAUUGUGAGCCUUAUCAGAAUAUUUGAAAGAUUAUCUUGUUGUCGACUUGGCUAGUCAGUGUUUUCACCCUUCUUUAUUUCAAAUUAAUGUAAAGUUUGUGUUUGACAAAUACAUUCAGGUACAGGGGAUAAAUUCACUAGCUGGAUAUUUCAGGCAGUAGGCAACAGUGAAGUAAUUAAGGAUGUUGCAUUUAAACUUUUGUAAUUGGGGUUAAAAUGCUUCAUUAAGAUGAAAUAAAGAAUGCUGCAUUUCCUUUGUUGCUAUGUUUCAUUCCUGUCUGGUUGCAGACCUGAAGUCGUGUUGAUAAAGCAAAUUACUUAAUGCUCUCAAGGCUAUCUCUGCAACCAGAAGGGCUAGAAUCUUCUUUCUGCAAAAGAUGACAAAACUUACAAUGCAACUUAAAUCCAUGAAUUUCUAUUGUCUUGGACCAUUGCUAAUUCUUCAACAGAGGGGGGGAUGGAACUUAAGACCUAAAGUAUCUUGUAUCUAAGUUAAUUGAUCAAAUUAACUUUUUGCUUUACAUUACAUUAAACUGAGUUGGUGGGCAUGCUACCACAGCUCCAGUCGUUUACUUGAUAGAAUCAAGAGAUAACCAGAGCUGAUCAAGUGACUUUUUUUGUACUGUAACUGCAAACUAACCUGCAAACUAACCUGCAGUGCAGCUCUACUCUGAAACCUGACUAGGUAAAAAUAGGAGCAGAUUUGUUCCCAGUGUGUAUUCAGAAUGCUAUCCCAAAUGACAAAUAAGUUUUACUGCUUUUUGUUUCUGUUAGCCUGUCAGAGCCAACUCUUCUUGGGGAUUAGCUGGAUUCUGUUUCUUCUGGUGCAUCAGCAACAGAAUUGCUAAUUUAAAAUUGGUUACUCCAGUGUAACUGAGGCCUGGUUUAAUCUGCAGAACCAUUAUUAGUGGACUUGAUAUGUGAGAAGGAAAGAAUCCAGAUGGACUGAUGGGAGUUCAGCAAGAGUUUUCAGGGCUGGCAGUUAGAAAAUACAUCUUUUCACUUGUAAACUGUGUACAUCUGAUAGGGAAGCAUUGAGAAAUAAUGAUGAUAAACCCUUAUAAUGACAUUUCUGGAGUCACUUAAACUACUAAAUAUAUAGGUAUUAGUGGUGGAAGAAGCGCCUUGGUGGCUGGUACAAUAAUUAUUCAGGAAAUAAAAAUAAAAUGUGAAGG
This is a messenger RNA of Mauremys reevesii (Reeves's turtle), 2289 nucleotides long. It is a transcript of the gene PPIF, whose product is annotated as peptidylprolyl isomerase F. Bases 65 to 661 code for a protein of 198 amino acids. Gene Ontology annotation, cellular component: mitochondrion. The record is from RefSeq and is a predicted model, not a curated record. Lineage: Eukaryota; Metazoa; Chordata; Testudines; Geoemydidae. Gene Ontology annotation, molecular function: peptidyl-prolyl cis-trans isomerase activity. Gene Ontology annotation, biological process: protein folding; cellular response to hydrogen peroxide; regulation of mitochondrial membrane permeability involved in programmed necrotic cell death. The transcript is spliced from 6 exons.